Messenger RNA from Trichophyton benhamiae CBS 112371, 348 nucleotides. RefSeq lists its product as uncharacterized. NCBI's taxonomy places the organism in Eukaryota, Fungi, Ascomycota, Eurotiomycetes, Onygenales, Arthrodermataceae. The record is from RefSeq and is a predicted model, not a curated record. The coding region runs from base 1 to 348 and encodes 115 amino acids. The transcript has a single exon.
AUGGCUGCUACAUCCCCUACUAUCCUGGCUUUGGCCUGGGCAGCAACACUUGCCCUUUUCACCGGAUCUGACGACGUCACCUUUGACCUGACAAGCUCAGAAGACUACUCGGCUAGCAAGUCGAUACAGCUCCAGUUGCCAUAUAACGGGACAAUCAGGGCGGCCCUCGAAACUGCCGACCAAAUCAUUCGUUCAACUGCAGAUACCAAGAGCGAUGGCCAGCAAACACUACUAGCGAUUCAUCACCAGGGGCCACAGCCAGCCCAUCUCAGCAGUCGAUCUAGGAGAUUUAAGCAGGCUGUCGUGCUUGGCGACCUGACCUCAGAGGAUGGGCUUGCUAUUCAAUAA